Messenger RNA from Xenopus laevis (African clawed frog), 1926 nucleotides. RefSeq names its product pancreatic lipase-related protein 2. The transcript has 12 exons. The record is from RefSeq and is a predicted model, not a curated record. Bases 374 to 1831 code for a protein of 485 amino acids. Lineage: Eukaryota; Metazoa; Chordata; Amphibia; Anura; Pipidae.
AAAUGAAUCUUGGUGUUUUUUUUCCGUUAUGUAUGUUUUUUUAUGUUACUGGUCCUUUAACAUCUCAUGCUCGUUCCCUAUGUCUGUGUGUUUGCUCAGUUUCAUUCCAUUGUAAUCUAUGCAGUACCUUGUACAUUGAACAAAGCAUUAAAUAUUCUUAUUCUAUGAGCCUGGAGAUUGUUCUCAUAGCCCUAGACAACAAGUGAUCGGCACUUGUAUUAGUAAUUACAUUAUAUUGCUCAAUCUAAGGGCAGUGAUCUGGUCCUAUUGGACAAUGACUUCUGGUUUCAAUGUGACAUUUCUCUAGUUUGUUCCAGAGAAGGAGGACGUUUCCUGCAGUGAUCGCUGGGAGACCAGAGGGAUCUUCCCGUAGAUGUUUUAUGUUUUGGGACUAAUUUCCUUUUUGGUUCCUUUUGUACAAGCAUUAAAGGAAAUCUGCUAUGAAGGGACCGGCUGUUUUGAAAACAGUUUCCCAUGGGCCGGAACAGAAGCGAGACCAGAGCGGAGUCUCUCCUGGGCACCGGAGCAGGUCAAUACUCGGUUCCUCCUCUUUACCAAGGACAAUCCAGAUCACUUCCAGGAGAUAAAUUCCUCCACAAUAUUUCAGUCACAUUUUCAAACGACCAGGAAAACGCGGUUUGUUAUACACGGAUACACUGAUUCAGGAGACAAGGGCUGGGUACCGGACAUGUGUAAAACAAUGCUGAGUGUGGAGAACAUUAACUGUUUCUGCAUUGACUGGAGCAGGGGAUCCCACACUGAAUAUGUUCAGGCAGUAAAUAAUAUCCUCGUUGUUGGGUCAGAAGUGGCAGAUUUGGUUAAAACUCUACGGGAUGAAUUGGGGUACUCUCCGUCCCUUGUUCAUAUUAUUGGGCACAGCCUUGGGGCGCACGCAGCUGGGGAGGCAGGGAAGCAGAUGCCCAGCAUUGGGCGAAUCACAGGACUGGAUCCAGCUCAGCCUUAUUUCCAGAACAACCCAACGGAUCUGAGAUUGGAUCCAACAGAUGCCAGAUUGGUUGAUGUCAUUCACACCGACACCGCCCCAUUCGAUUCCAGUCUGGGACUAGGAAUUAACCAGUUAGUGGGCCACUUGGACUUCUUUCCCAAUGGGGGAAUCCAGAUGCCGGGGUGCAAACACAAAGAGAAUUAUAAUUCUGAGAUUGACAAGGUUUUACAAGAGGUUUCCCGAGGUAACUGGACUCUCAAUAUCUCAGAGGAAUACAACAAACUGGUCUGUAAUCAUCUCCGGAGUUACAAGUACUACAUGGAGAGCAUCAUCACUCCCGAUGGCUUCAUUGGCUUCCCAGCAUCCUCCUACUUGUCCUUCUCAUCAGGAGAUGGAUUCCCGUGCCCAGCUGAUGGAUGCCCAUUAAUGGGGCAUUAUGCGGAUUCAUUUAGUGGUGCCACAGAGAUUAGUCGGGUGUUUUACUUGAAUACAGGAGAUUCUCUGCCCUUUGCCCGUUGGCGAUACCAGGUGACGGUCCAUAUCUCAGCCCCAGUGUCUGUCCUGGGAUUGGUCCGGCUGUCUUUGCUUGGGAUCAAUGGAAAAACAAAAAUGCAUCAAAUUUUUAGUGGAUGGAUUCAACCUAAACAAACAGUCACAGCUUUCAUUGAUGUGGAGACCAAGGUCGGGCGCCUCAAAUCUGUGGAUUUCAUAUGGAGCAGCAGAAAUGUGAAGAAUUACAAACACCCGCUGGAAGUCAAGUCUGUGACAGUGGAAUAUGGAAGAGAUGGGACCAGGUAUUACUUCUGUGGCAUCAGGACAGCGGGUCCAAGAACCCGUCACAUUAUUCCUUUGUGUAACCGGACGGCAGGACCUAAAGAUCCAUGAUCCGCGCCCCAAGCUGUGUCGCCCCCUAUCCCCGUUCCUUUGGUUUUUGUCAAAUUUAAGUUAAAUUAUAAUGUAUUAAAUUAUUUGAUAAUUUG